This is a messenger RNA of Salvia miltiorrhiza (redroot sage), 1391 nucleotides long. RefSeq names its product bifunctional nitrilase/nitrile hydratase NIT4B-like. Gene Ontology annotation, biological process: detoxification of nitrogen compound. The transcript is spliced from 5 exons. NCBI's taxonomy places the organism in Eukaryota, Viridiplantae, Streptophyta, Magnoliopsida, Lamiales, Lamiaceae. Gene Ontology annotation, molecular function: nitrilase activity; nitrile hydratase activity. The record is from RefSeq and is a predicted model, not a curated record. The coding region runs from base 167 to 1204 and encodes 345 amino acids.
CAUUACAUUAAUAGCAAGUUGUUGAUGAAAGCAGCCGCGCGAUGUCCACAUGAGAUGAGAUGCUAUUGCCACGUAUAUAAGAAUUGGUUUUUCCUAUAUAAAAAGCCUCUUCAAUAUUCAUCAAUAAUCACCUUCACCAAAUCCAAAAACCACAACUUCAAAAAAUAUGGCUUCAGCUCCAACUCCAACUCCAACUCCGACCGUGAUGGACGCCACCACUGAUGCGGCCGCCUCCCCGACCACCAUCCGUGCCACCGUAGUCCAAGCCGCCACCGUCUUCUACGACACCCCCGCCACCCUCGAUAAAGCAGAGAGGCUGGUAGCUGAAGCAGCCUCAAAUGGUGCAGAAUUGGUGGUGUUUCCGGAAGCAUUCGUCGGCGGCUAUCCUCGCGGUUCCAACUUCGGCUCCACCAUCGGCCACUCCACGCCCACCGCCGCCGAACAAUUCCGUAAAUACUACGAUGCUGCCAUUGACGUUCCCGGUCCCGCCUUCGACCGGUUGGGCGCCAUAGCCGGGAAUUACAAGGUGUAUUUGGUGAUGGGAGUGAUCGAGAGAGACGGGUACACCUUAUACUGCACAAUCCUCUUCUUCGACCCUCAAGGCUGCUACCUCGGCAAGCGCCGCAAAUUCAUGCCCACGACGGCCGAGCGCAUCGUUUGGGGGUUCGGAGACGGGUCCACCACUCCCGUCUUCGACACCCCCAUCGGCAAGCUCGGCGCCGUCAUCUGUUGGGAGAACAAGAUGCCGCUGCUCAGGACAGCAAUGUACGCGAAAGGGAUCGAGAUAUACUGUGCGCCGAACGCGGACGAUAGAGAAGUGUGGCAGCCGACGGUGAGGCACAUAGCGAUAGAAGGCGGCGUGUUCGUGCUCUCAGCCUGCCAGUUCUGCCUGAGGAAGGACUUCCCGCCCCCUCCCGAGUACUCACUCACAGAAUGGGAAAACGAGCUCGAACCGGAUUCCGUCGUGAGCGCCGGUGGCAGCGUCAUCGUGGCGCCCUCAGGCGAGGUCCUAGCGGGGCCCAAUUUCGAGGGGGAGGGACUCAUCUCGGCUGAUUUAGAUUUGAAGGAUGUGGCACGUGCGAAAUUCUCGUUUGAUGCCGUUGGUCACUACUCUAGACCUGACAUCCUGAGCCUCAUUGUGAAUGAUCGUGCUAUGAAACCGGUUUCCUUCACUUCUCAAGAUCAUGAUGCUGCCCACAAAUGACUUGCCAUUGCAUUGCAUUUCCCCCUGUUUCUUGUGAUUUCUUUGCCUUGACUUGUUCUUUUCUUUUUGGAUCAAUCACCUUGUAAUAGGAAUUUAGUAUAUACUAAAGUUUUUUUAAUGAGAUGCUAUUUUUGGAAAUGUAGCUUGAUUUACAAUUAAUUUCUGCAAAGAAGAAAAUAUGAACUCA